AGACCUUCCCAGCCCGAGAGGCCUGAUAAAAACUAGAAAGGGAUAGUCGCGUAAUUUAGCAGUAGCAAUUGCGAGAGCAGACGAAUUUUGUGGAAGACCAAAAUCGAUACAAAUCGCCUGAGGCAGACAACUCCUCUCUCUACAAAUCAAUCAACUGUCUGAACUCUGAACAUGUCAGCUGUCAAGAUAACCGGUGCCAUUGCCGCAUCAUUUGUAGUUGCGUUUACAUGUGACUAUAUUAUUGCUGAUAGGAAAAUAUUUGGAGGCACCACACCAGGUACUGUUUCUAACAAAGAAUGGGCAGCAGAGACUGAGAAAAAGUUUCAAGCAUGGCCCAGAACUGCAGGUCCUCCUGUAGUUAUGAAUCCUAUCAGCCGCCAGAACUUCAUAGUUAAAGCAGAAGAAUGAAGCUUUAAGUACUAGCCUGGAUUUUUAAUGGUUUUUUGAUAAUUGCAUUUGAGUCCACAAUUGUAUUUUCUCUAGUUGGUUAUGUAUCAGACCGUGAAUGCCUGGUUGGCAUGGAUAAUAAGGGUAUGCCUUUGUUAAAUUGACAGGCCAUGGGGUAUUUUUUACCCUCAAUUUUAAAGCUUAUUAAUUUUUAUGCUA
This is a messenger RNA of Daucus carota subsp. sativus, 606 nucleotides long. RefSeq lists its product as uncharacterized. The coding region runs from base 172 to 408 and encodes 78 amino acids. The record is from RefSeq and is a predicted model, not a curated record. NCBI's taxonomy places the organism in Eukaryota, Viridiplantae, Streptophyta, Magnoliopsida, Apiales, Apiaceae. The transcript is spliced from 3 exons.